CCCAUAUCUGGCAUGCUUGCUGGGGAGAAAUUGUUUGAAUGCAAGGCGGCCAGAAAAAUUAAUGAAGGACUCAUCAACGCAGAUUUUUUGCUGGGGAGUAUAGACAUCUGCAAAUUUUUGGUUAAGGUGAUUUGCGAGGGGCGGAAUUUUGUGAAGCCAAUCAAAUUCAGGGACGACAGAGUGUAUUGUCGUUGAAAUGCAUAAAACACAAUAUACUCUCAUAUCUAUGCCUGGCCAUGACAGCAGAGAACACGAGCAUAUGAUGAAUCGGGUCUGUGGACCAAUACAACCGCAAAAGAUUUUUUUAGUAAUGCCCAUGUUGAGGGUUAG
Molecule: messenger RNA, 330 nt
Organism: Staurois parvus
Lineage: Eukaryota; Metazoa; Chordata; Amphibia; Anura; Ranidae
Source: the annotation of a GenBank genome assembly